Messenger RNA from Hermetia illucens (black soldier fly), 651 nucleotides. RefSeq lists its product as uncharacterized. The record is from RefSeq and is a predicted model, not a curated record. The transcript has a single exon. The coding region runs from base 1 to 651 and encodes 216 amino acids. Gene Ontology annotation, molecular function: N-acetyltransferase activity. Lineage: Eukaryota; Metazoa; Arthropoda; Insecta; Diptera; Stratiomyidae.
AUGAGUGAAGUUGAUAUCCGGGUCGCGGUUCCCGAUGAUUUUCAGGACAUAUUGUAUGGAUUUCGAACAUACUUUUGGCCCCACGAGCCUCUUUCAUCUGGUUACAAAAUUAAAACGGCCUCGCCCUCCGAAGAGGAGUUCGUCAUGUCCACUCUACAUAAAGGAAUGAGUCUGAUAGCCACAGAUCCAGAUCGCGGAGAUAAGGUCGUUGGAUUCCUCACAAUCGAGAUUUUUAGCCCGGAGCUGCUUGCAAAAUGGGAUGAGCUCGGUAAGGACAAGCCGAAGGAUGAGCGGAUGGAAGCGAUGAGAGGGAUUUACGAUAAACUCAUCGAGAAUACUAACGUGUUUGAGAUGUACAAAGUCGAUAAGGUGCUUUGGCUACUUUGUCUGGGGGUAGACCAAGCCAUGCGAGGGAAGAACAUUGGAACCAAGUUGGUGGAGAGAGGUAUGUCUAUGGCUGAGUCAUUAGGAUGCAAAGUGAUAGAAAUGGACUGCACCAGUGUCUUCUCAACGCGGAUAGCUGAACGCACCGGCAUGAAAUCCAUCAGCGAAAUUGCGUACAAAGAUUAUGUCGAUGCGAAUGGUGAGCAGAUUUUCAACCCUCCAGCGAUACACACACAUAUACGACGAUUCAUAAAAAUUCAUGAAUAA